CGCGCCGCCCUCCCGCCGCUGAUGCAAUCGGAGCCCGCGAGCGGCGGCAACGGCCACGGCGGCAAACGGCAGCGGAUCGGCCGGCCGGGAGUCCGCCCAGCGCCCCGCCGCCGCCGGGGAACCGGGGAGCCGGAGGAGAGGGCUCCGGCAGCAGCAGCGCUGCCCGCCACCAGCGGCGGCCCGUCGGGGGGGAGCCCGCUCCGCCGCCGGGGAAAUACCCGGCGUUUGCCAGCAUGAUGAAGGGCUGUCAGGAGGAGUGCACAGCUGGAGGAUGUUUGGGAGAAACAGCAAAGCAUGUGACCGAAUCUUUCAAGGCUUCAGACUUGAUUAUCACCCCAGCUACAACUUUCAAGGAAAAACCAGACCCCAAUGGUUUGGUAUUUGGAACUGUGUUCACUGAUAAUAUGCUGACAAUUGAAUGGUCCUUGGCUUCAGGAUGGGAGAAACCUUAUAUUAAGCCUCUUGGGAACCUUUCAUUGCAUCCAGCCUCCUCGUCUCUGCACUAUGCUAUAGAAUUGUUUGAAGGCAUGAAGGCUUACCGAGGAGUGGAUGGCAAAAUCCGCCUGUUCCGGCCAACUCUCAACAUGGACAGGAUGGCACGGUCAGCAAUACGAGCAGCUCUGCCACGUUUUGACCAGAAUGAGCUGUUAGAGUGCAUCCGGAAGCUCGUGGAAGUGGAAAAGGAAUGGGUCCCAUACUCAACCGCUGCCAGCCUGUAUAUCCGUCCUACCCUAAUUGGAACUGAGCCCUCCCUUGGAGUGAAGAAGCCAACUAAAGCCCUGCUGUAUGUCAUAAUGAGCCCUGUGGGCCCUUACUUUGCAAGUGGAAGCUUUAAUCCAAUAUCCUUAUGGGCAGAUCCAAAAUAUGUAAGAGCCUGGAAAGGAGGAACAGGAGACUGCAAACUGGGAGGGAAUUAUGGUUCCUCUAUUUAUGCCCAGCAAGAAGCCAUGGAGUUAGGUUGCCAGCAGGUUUUGUGGCUCUAUGGAGAAGAUCACCAAAUAACUGAAGUUGGAACAAUGAAUCUGUUUCUCUACUGGAUAAAUGAAGAUGGAGAAAAUGAACUAGCAACCCCACCCUUAGAUGGCAUCAUCCUUCCAGGAGUGACAAGACAAAGCAUUUUGGAUCUGGCACGCAACUGGGGAGAAUUUAAAGUGUCUGAGCGAUACAUCACCAUGAGUGACCUGACAACUGCCUUGGAAGAGAACAGAGUAAAGGAGAUGUUUGGUGCUGGAACAGCUUGUAUUGUGUGUCCCAUCUCUAAAAUUUUAUAUAAGGGCAAGCAUUUGCACAUUCCAACUAUGGAGAAUGGACCUCAGAUAACAUCCCGUUUCCUGAAUAAGCUGAGUGAUAUCCAGUAUGGAAGAGAAGACAGUGAUUGGGCAGUGCUGGUAUCGUGAAGGUGGAAGAGUUCAGACCCUUCAGACAGAACAGACAUGACUAAUAACUUCUGUAGCUGCCUGUGCAUAGCGUAGUUUCUGUAUCAGUUUGCUCCCCAGGAUGAUUGUUUCCACAAUCUGGUGAAUGUGAACACAAUCAUUUUGAUUUCUACUGUAAUCCUGUUAGUAGAAGCCCAUCUUCUUGGUAGAGGUGCUAAAUGUUAGCAAUACAACUUUCCUGAUGACCUUUCUUAGUGCCUCCUUGUGUCUUCUGUACAGUCUGAAAACUUGUAAAAUGCUCUUCAACUGCUCUUCAGUUUGUUGGGUUUGUUUUAACUGCCAUUCCCAUUGUCACAUAACACAAAGAUGUUGCCUGUUAGUUGGCCACAGGGUUCUAUUGACAUUAUUCUGCCUUUUUCUCUGCGUCGGGAAAACACUGAAGUUUAGCCAUAUGCUCUUUCCUUUUCAUACUCUGCUUGUGUGGGAGAUUUCCUGAGUUUGCACAGCCCUCUAGGUCCCCUGGUGCAUACUGUGUCAAAUAACACCUCUGUCCUGUAGGCCAAAAUUCUCCCGAGUCUAUCUAACCUGCAGCAGGCUCCCCAUCAGGCUAUUGCCUUUCCUUCCGAGGGGAUACACUGUGGCUGCUUGGGCAGUGCAUACCUCUCUCGUAGUUUAAUGCAUCCUUCCACAUGUGAUUUACAGGGCUGGGCCAGGCCCUGCUCAGACAAGAAUCCCCCUUUUGUCUGACCUAGCACAGAGCUGGGCGCUGCCAACGCAGCAUUGCCUUCCCAGUGAAUGUCUAGAAAAUAAGAUUAGACAUCUGUGGCUGUGAAAGCUGAACCACUUUUCAGGGCAACCCAGCCUUUGGACUGAGGAAUUUCUUUCACCAUCCAGUCAACGUAAUUUAGAUCAGCAAAAUGUUUUCCUUGUCCCCUUCACCGCUUGCUAUGAAAUGUAUCCAGCCUCCAUUGACACACAUGUACCUUAACAGGACCUUCCUAUUAAGGAACAAGCGAUGCCUAGCACAAGAAGGAAAGAGAUUUCACUCAAAACCCCCAUUUUGUUCUGAUUAAGCACAUGCUUCUUCACAUACUGCUACUCUCUCACACGCAGUCUUAAUACAAUUUGGGAGCAACAUAGAGUGUGUAAUCCCAUAGUUAGGGAAAUAACUUCUGCAAAUGUUUGCUAACAAUUAUAUUGUAAUAUUUAUUAGCUUUCUCCUUUUGCACACAGCUUUGUUGAACAGCUUUAAGAUAUCUCUUGCCAAAAAGGAUCACCGUGUUUUAUAUCAGUAUUCCAAAGUGCUGCUUCAGUGUAAAACUGUUGGAACUUUAUUGACACUAAUGGAGUCCUGUAAGAAGUAAAAGCGAAACAUUUAUUGCCACAAUUUGCAGUAGGAGAUGCACCAGUAUUAAGGGAAAGUUUUAGCACUUUAUUUUUUUUUAAGACCCAACAAUAUCUCUCCCAUGCAUUAUAAAUCCUUUGUAGUUACUGACAUUCGUUAGCGUUUUAAAACAUUUUAACAGUUUAAAAAGGCAAAAUGUGAUUUCUAACAGACCAUCCAUGCCUUAUGCAACUGCUAAAAAGUAGCCUUACGGCUUUCCUGUCCAUUUUUGGUCAGAUUUUAAAGACAACCCCUACUUACCCAUCCCUUUCUUUUGCUCCCUCAAAUCAUAACUUUUCCUGUCUUUCUCUGCAGUCCGAUCUGAUCUUUUAAUGAAGAACAGUUGAAGGUUCUCUCUGACAAUGUAACCAUUGUUAAAAUGUGUUAGGUGGUUUUCUCUUUAGAAUACAACUGCAAGCACAAAAUGUUGUUUUGCUGACAGUAGCCAUAGUACUCUGUGUGUCUGCUUUUCUGACCAUUUGAAUCUAUAUCGUGUCCUGGUCUUUGUUCAGUGCUGCUGGUAGUCUUUCUUUUUUAUUUAAUUAUCUGGGUGGGGAAAUUAACGUGGGGAAUAUGUCAAGAUACAACAUGGGGUAGAGGGUUUUAUCCAAUGAGACUAGUAUCGUAACUAAAGAGUGCCUUUAACUAGAGUGUGGCAUGGAUCGCUCUGUAGAUCAUGUAAUGAACAACCACAUGUGGCUUCCUGGUACUGAACUAUCUAAUCUGUCCCCUUGUGUUCAUUUUAGACUUAGCAGCAAAAGGAAAAGUGGAAAUAUCUCAUUGCAGAUGAGUGGCAAAGCGGUUGUACGAUACCUUAACAUCUCAGGAUGAUGAUAGAGAUGACAGGUAUCCUAUAUCAAAAAUCCCCACAAAGGCAUCAAUAUACCAGCAGGAAUCUAUUCGCUAGUCAGAAUGAAUAAGGACUGGUUAGUAGAAUUAUUUUACUGUGGUGUAAACCUAAAAGUUGUGUAAAACUCCCCUUAAAUUGGAUGUAAGUAAUUUAAUGUGGGGAAACGAGGUGUUUCGUUUAUUGUGGUUUGCACCAUUUCCUGCAGUGACCAGAGAGACACCUUUCCUUUUACUGCACAUUUUGAGCUGAUGGAGACUUCAGAAUGAGGAGAGUUGAAACUGGUGUUUCCCACCCAGACCCACAGAAAUGCACAGACUUUUCUGGAAGAGAAAAAUGAGAAUAUGUAGUGUGUGUAUGUUAACUGUUGUCUUUAACAUCCUGGUUAAUUGCUUUACUUCGACUGUGUCAACUCAAAGUUGUGCUUGUUUCCUAAUGGGAUCCAGGUGAGUAGGUUCUAGAUUUUAAACUUUAAAACUUAAAUAAGGGAGCUGGUGGAUCAGUAUAAUACAGGAAAUUCUUCUGGUGUUGCAUGCUGUCCUACCCUGUAUUUUGCCACUGCUUUUUUAUCCUGUUAACCAAAGGAGAGAAAUAAUAUGUGUAAAUAAUAGUGAGUAUUUGGUAUUGCAUUCUUCCUAUUUUUGCCUGUAAGAUUUAGGAGGGAACUGUGGUAUUCCCUGAGCUAAUAAUAGAUUGUAAAAGAACAUCUGCACAUCUUUUCUCCAUGUGCCCUAUUUGUUUAAUUGCAAGAGAUUUACAUAGAAAGAGUAUGGUACAUCAUAACUAGGCAAUUAUCUAUUCUUCAUCACUUAGUUAUGGUUCUGCUAAUUGAUCAUUUAAGACAUAAGAUACACUAGCAUUAGGAGAAUUUGAGACUGUUCAAAAAAGAUCAACAAAUUAAUAUUGUUGUGUGAUAUUUGCAUAAUUGGCUGCAAUUAUUUAAUGUUUAAUUGGGUUGAUCAAAUGAGAUUCAGCCUUUCACAUGCUUAUGUUUUACAAACACUGGUACUUUAAAAUGAUAAUAACGAACUCUCAUUUUCGUAUGUUCUUUCUUCUCCCCUUCAUUCUUUUGAUUAUUAUUUUCAGUAUUGAGCAUGUCCUUAAUUUUCAGUUUGGUGAGCAUGAUUCAUGCCUGGGAAAGAAGUCCUUUAAAUGAGAGAACUUUUCAUGAAAUUAGUACUUCAUACAAGCCGUCCUGAUGCCAAGAGUUAUGGCUUCAGUAACUGGCAUUACUUAACUAGAUUCUUAACUGCAAGGGGGGCCAAUUCGCUGAGGAUACAUAGUGACAGACUCUGGUGAGAAUGCUAAUAAAGGUUCCUGCUUAGGGUAGAUGAUCUGGUUUGUAGUAGUGCAAGGCAAACGUGAUUUUUCUUGGGUAUAAAGGGGAAGUCUGAUAAGACCAAAGCAAGAUCGUGAGAGAUGUCUCUGCCCAGCCAUUGUUUACACCUGUUCAACUAUCUCAAGCCAAAAAGCAGUUGUCCUCCACUCCUCCAGAUAAGCUCUUGUUCAAGGUUUACCUAAUUCAUUGAUCCCUUCUACAUACUUAUUUUAUACUUAUUUUUCCUUAAGCAUGAAGAGUGGUGAUUUGGAAAAAUGUGAUAUUUGAAAGAGUCAUUUGGAGUGCAAGUUAUUUGAAAUGUCUGUCUAAUACAUGGUCUUCCAAGGAGGUAGACAGAAAAACAGCUGGGACUGGUCUCAGAGCCACCUAAUUAGAGGAGGAACCCUCUCAAAUUCAGUGGCCUCUCCAAAACAAUCUGCAUAAUCUCAACAGAUUGCUUAGUGUGAACUGUCUUGAUAGUGCCUCCCUAUGAAAUAGAACAGAGAGAUGGCAGCACAGCCUGCCAGGGUAUGGCACGUUGGCACUCUCUGUGUGAGAAUCACCCUGCUGAUUGUAAGUUUUAAUGUCAUAGUGGCAUGCUCGUAUACUGAGAGGUGGGCAAGUGUAAAUGAUGGCUGAGCGUGCCCUGAGCUGGGCCAUUCCUGACCGUCUUUCUUUCCUUUACACAGGGUCUUGAAACACCUUUUCCCCCGCCUCUUAUCAUGAUGCCACUAAGUCUCCUAUUUAAAAUUGACCAUUUAAGCAAAUUUUGCAUCCUUUUUGCUUUUAGCUGUAGUGACAGUUAGAAAAAAAAUAAAAAAGUGUUUUGUUCAUCUUGAAGGUUUCAGGGAUCAGAAUUGCACUUUACCACCUGUGCACACGUAGUGCCUGAACAGACUGCCACUGACUUGGUGACUCUGGACAAGGUAUCUAACCUCUUUGUACCUGCAGGGGAGUAGUACUACCACUUAUACCACUUUUAACUCCAACCCAAACUUUUGCAUAAAAAGCUAUUUAAUACGGAUCAAAUAAGCUUUCUAGAAAGCUUUUUAAGCAUCAGAGAGAGGUGCCAUGUAAAGUCCAGUAUUUCAAAGAUUUCUUGAGAGUGGAAGUAUCUUGAUUAUGCAGGGAAAAAAGCAUUAUUUGAAUGAGAAAAGUAUUUGUUUGCUGUAUGAAGCCAUAAAAAAGUAAAAUAUACAGUUCAGAAUGUAAAGUAGCAUACAGAAAGAUCUGGAGAAGAUAAUUCACCUCCACCUCCCAAACAGUGCUAUCUUAUUUAAAAGUGAUGCUUGAAGAAAGCAUUGCACCUCUCACUCUAGAGUCAUUACAACUAUUCUAGAAGUACACUUUACCAUGUAGCACUUGACCACACAUUUUCUGAACGCAAUAUUUAGCAAAUGGUAAGUGUCAAAGAACUGAGUUUUACUGCAUUUUGCCACUAUUCUCAAGAUUUGGAAAAAUAAUAAUUCAUAGGUCCUAAAUCAUCUAAGUAAAGUAACAUCUUAAUAAGCGCUUCUAUUUUUAGUGAUAAUAGCAAAAGAGAGUACUGGUAUUGCAUUGGUGAAAAAUAUUGUUGUAGCAAUCCUUCUGUCCAUGCCUUGCUUUAAGCAUGAUGGUUAUUAGUGGGAAGUCCAGGAUUUUUUCCCUGACUCUGCAAAAUCUGAAUGCCAACUGCACAGUUGGAAAAUAUAUCCUGAACUUCAUAAACAAAACUAACUUGUCCGUUACCUUGAACUAGAACAGUCAAGUACAUUGGGCUUAGCAGGUGUGGAACAAUACUGAAUUAAAAUAGUCAAGCCUUACAUUUGUAACAGAUUUUGGAAUUAGUAGCUCAGAAAUAAGUCUCAUUGAGCACACUAACAAGGUUAAUCACACCUGAAAUUACUAAAAUUAAGUGUUUAAAUUCACUAGUGGUAACAGCACGGCUAGAUCCUCAUCCCUUUCUCUGAAAAUGAAUUUAUACUCUUUGUUUAUCUUAAAACUUAAUUUAUUAUGUCUGAUUUUAACCACAAUCUGAAUUCUCAUUACAUGCUUUAAAAUAAAUAAUCUUACAUUUCAUGUUCAUAGGAAGGUCUUAAGAAGGAUUUAAGACCUUGAUAUAGAGUUUUAAAGUGUAUACAUUAUCUGCUGGAUAAGGUUAAGGCAGAAGAAGAGAAGGCGACUUUGUAGAAGUAAUUAAUUACAGUGUUCCAAAUGCUUUCCAACACUGAUGAAUUUUCGUUUUUACCAAAGAGGUAUGCAGGUAAUAGAGGAUAAAAUAAGCAUGGUGCUUUUUUUCUUUUUUUUUCUAAGCAAGAGUUGGGAAAAUUUCCAAGAGCUGGUUCUCUUAAUAAUGCUAACUCUUUAUAGGACUUGACUCCAUGAGGCUUAGAGCAGUCAUUUAAGUGUGAGGUGGAGGAGGUCAGAAGUUACCUCAGGUGGUACCGUCUUGCAGGAACAGAUUUUUCUUCAUUUUAUGAUCAAAGCGAUCGAGAUAUGACCAUGGAAUCUUUUAAAUCUUGCACCUUUUCAUAAAAAUUUUGCUUUUCAUUUUAGACUUCUGAUACAGUAUCACUGAACAAUUAUCUUAAAAUAUCUUGUCUCAGUCGGUUAUGAGAAGAAAGCAAACAUUCUUAUUCUUUAUGUAAUCACCUUCUUGCUGUAUGCCAAAUCCUCUCUUCAUUAUGAUUUGGUCACCACUAGAGUUGUGACCUCUUCAGGUGAAAUAAAGGUUUUUUUCUCUGCUGUGCCCUACUAGAGCACUCUCAGUUUUUUAGGAAGUACUAAGUGCUCACAGUAAAUGCCAGAGCAAAAAGUCAAGUGAAAAGUCUUCUGUCUCCAGAACAGGCAGGCUAAGGAAUGAGUAAAGUUACCCAUUGAGUCAAUCAAGACAAAAGGUCAGAAGAACGUCAUUACCAUUCUCAUUCAGUCCAAAACUGCUAUUUAAGAAUGCUUUUACUCAGUUACUUAAAUACUUACAUCUGUGCCUACGUUUUCAUAACUUCGUAACUUGUGCUCUAGUAUGGUAACUGAAGCCUGCAACAUACUUUUAUAUGUCAUGAAACAGUAAAAUGUUAGUUCAAAACAAACAGGUAAUGCCAAGAUCAUCUAACGGUGAGAAACUAUUUUCUGCAAGUCACUGGCCUAUUCUGUUCCCGUGAUUUAUAUUUAUUUUCUAAUGGCCCAGUAGCUGACUAGAACUGCGAGUAAAAGACAAAAAUACCAUUAACUCUGUCCCAUAGUCGAGGAUGUUGACAAAGAGUGAAUCGGUUCCCUCCGUCUCCCGGGGAGAUGGCUUGGACUCCAGCUUGGCCACUGUAGUAGAAGUGACAGAAAGCAAAAGGUUCUUUGCCUUGAUGGAGAAAAGUGAGAGUUUUAUCUGAAGCUACUUGUAAACAAUUUCUGUCAAAGCAGGAAAUUUGGAAAGACACGUGUCCCAUCUACCUGACCUUUGAGGCAUUUAGAAGUGUGCAGUAGUAGUUACUGGAAUUGUAGAGUAUAAGCAGUGGGAAAUUAGUGACUUAAAAAGGGAGAAGUAAACACCUCUGAAGGGUCUCUGUUUUCUCAAAUGUUAAUGUUAACUGGGUAUUUUACAAGGAUCUGAGCAUAUAAAAGCAGUAAAGGACAGAUGUGUGAAAGAAUACUGGAUAAACUAAAGGAAACUCUACCUCAUUCUUCUCUAAAGGUUUUGUAGAAGCACAAUUAAGCGCUCCUAACGGCAUUGUUACGUACAGACCAUCUGGCAUGAAAGAAACACUUUAUAUUUGUAUGUCUAUAAAUCCUGUAAUAACUGUAUUUUGCUGGCAGUAGAAACAGUCUAUACUAUUUGCAGUUUUCCUCAUCAAAUCUGUAAUUAUGCAAUGUUACUGUCUCCAAUAAAGGAUUUUAAUGGGCA
Molecule: messenger RNA, 8799 nt
Organism: Calidris pugnax (ruff)
Lineage: Eukaryota; Metazoa; Chordata; Aves; Charadriiformes; Scolopacidae
Gene: BCAT1
Product: branched chain amino-acid transaminase 1, cytosolic
Exons: 11
Coding region: 234-1397 (387 amino acids)
Biological process (GO): L-valine biosynthetic process; L-leucine biosynthetic process
Cellular component (GO): mitochondrion
Molecular function (GO): branched-chain-amino-acid:2-oxoglutarate transaminase activity
Source: RefSeq, a predicted model, not a curated record